Messenger RNA from Cetraspora pellucida, 512 nucleotides. The record is from the annotation of a GenBank genome assembly. Lineage: Eukaryota; Fungi; Glomeromycota; Glomeromycetes; Diversisporales; Gigasporaceae.
AUGAGACUUUUGUUCGAUGCGAACGGUUUGAAGACAGGGAAGACUAUAUCCGCAAAAGAUUACUCGACCUUGGGCUUGAUUUGCCCAAUUUACCAGUUUAUGUAAAAUUUGAUUUGCGUCAUGGAUAUUCAAUUGGGUCAUCUGCAAAAAAUAAAAAUCAUAAAAUAGAACAAACGUUUUUAAUCGAACGCCAUUAUUUUAAGUUUACAUUGAAUGUUGAUAAGCUCCAAUUAUCUCAAGCUUUUAAAAAUGUCAUAAAUAUGCUUUCUCAUAAAUACGACAAAAAUGACAAAAAUAAUGUUGAAAUGUGGAUAAAUUUUUUUGAACAAAAUGGAACUCGUGUGGUUCAAUCUGUCUGGGUUGGUGGUUAUUGUUCCAUAACUGUCAAAAAUGAUUCAUCUAUUAUAAAUGCCCAAAAUAAUAAACUCAUCAUGGCCGCAAUUCAAGCUCGUAUUUUCGAUCCUCAGAUGCAAUUCGAACUUUACGAUGAAACCGAGGAAUUUAACAUUUAA